Diabrotica virgifera virgifera (western corn rootworm) is the source of this 1218-nucleotide messenger RNA. Its product is annotated as zinc finger protein 234-like. The transcript has 3 exons. Bases 1 to 1218 code for a protein of 405 amino acids. NCBI's taxonomy places the organism in Eukaryota, Metazoa, Arthropoda, Insecta, Coleoptera, Chrysomelidae. The record is from RefSeq and is a predicted model, not a curated record.
AUGGUAUACGAAGUACCUGUUGCCAGGAGAAAGAAAAAGAUAAAAAUCAAAAAAGAGCCGUCUCAGAAAAAGCCAAAACUUCCAAGACAAGAGAAAGAGAAAUUCAAAAAAGAGCCUUCUCCUCUUCCCGAGUUAGUUAAAUUAGAAGAGCCUAGAAAAUGUGAUGAUUGUAAUGUAGAGUUUGAUUAUGACGUAGAUUUUGCUGUUCAUUCGAUCAAACAUAGCAAAGAUAACAAAUAUACAUGUCAUUUGUGUCCGAAUUACCAAAAUAUUCGGAGAGAUAGGAUGGAGCUACAUAUUAGACGUCACGAUAACCCCAAGAAACGUGGAAGACCACCGACAGGAAGACAGCCAAAGAUCAAAAAGAGCAACCUAAACGGAGACAAAUACAAAAAGACUCCUCCUCCAGACCCAGUAAUACUCGACGAACCGAUAAAAUGCAAAAACUGCGAACAGACCUUCUUUACUAACCUCCACUAUGCUCUCCAUUCUAUCGAACACAGCGCAGAAUUAAAAUAUACAUGUCACAUAUGCAAUUUUACCAAUCUACGUAAAGAUCGUUUUGAACUGCACGUAAGGCUUCACGAAGGUAGUACCAAGUAUAAGUGCGAGAUCUGUCAGAAAGCCUUCCGAUGUGGUGCCCACGCCGACGAACACCGGAACUUCCAUACUGGGGAAAAGCCCUUCCAAUGUGAGAUUUGUGGCAAGCACUUUAUGUACUCUAGAGGCUUGGGUAACCAUCGGAUCAAAACUCACUGUCAAAUUUUGACAGGUAAACCACGAGAGAAGUUCAGAUGUGAGUUCUGCGACAAAGAAUUUGAGUCCUCCACAGGUCUAACCAGCCACACCAACAUCAAACAUCGCAAUAUCCAACCAGAUAUUUCCGUUAUCUGUGAAAUCUGCGGCAAAAGAAUAUCGUGCAUGGGUAGGUUGAAGUACCACCUUCGGGUACAUAGCGGGGAUAAACCUUACGCUUGCUUGAUGUGUCCCAAACGGUUUGCUAUGAGGGAUUUACUGAUCGAGCACUCGAGGGUACAUACUGGAGAGAAGCCUUAUGUGUGUAAGUACUGCGGGAAAACUUUUGGUCAACGCUCGCCUUAUAGGUACCACAUCAAGACACAUACUGGUGAGAAACCCUACCUUUGUCCUAUUUGUGGUAAGGGUUUUAUUUCUAAAGCAGGAAUGAAGAGCCAUUUGAAAAAUUGCUUCAAACCAUGA